Messenger RNA from Mya arenaria, 3778 nucleotides. Its product is annotated as nose resistant to fluoxetine protein 6-like. Gene Ontology annotation, molecular function: acyltransferase activity, transferring groups other than amino-acyl groups. The coding region runs from base 389 to 2761 and encodes 790 amino acids. The transcript has a single exon. The record is from RefSeq and is a predicted model, not a curated record. Lineage: Eukaryota; Metazoa; Mollusca; Bivalvia; Myida; Myidae.
GUAUGUUUAUGGCGAUGAAAGGGAUGGGUGUGUGGGAGAUAUGCCUAGUUUUUGAAUAAACUGAAACUGAAACGGUUAUUGAUUCGGAUAUUUAUCAAUGCCAACCGUAUUUCUUUAUUUAAACUCGACAUGGAACAUGUAAUGAUAUCAUAGUCACGUGACUACAUUGUCAUUAGGUCAAAAUCAAGUGCAUAAGAUACUGUCACGGUCAUAUGACAUGUAACGAUUUAAGUACUGUUUUAGAUUAUUGAUGAUUCAGUACAUGAUUCUUGAAUGGAUACUAAAAUGUUCAAUUUUAUAUUGAUAUUGCAUGUGUGGAUUACUGACGGUCUGUAAAUAACUAUCUCGGUAUCUGUUUUGUGGACCUACAUUUGGACAUUAUUAGAGCAUGGCGGCUGUACAUUUAAAUCUUCUUUUCGCGUUUAUCGUAAUUGUGACUGCUUGCCAUGGAGAUAUAACACCGGAGUUGGACAAAGUGUUCGGGAUUUAUACAGAAAGAAACAGCUCAUUCAGUAUACAAGGAAGUGGAAACAUUCAGGAUUUCGCUAAUGUGAAUUUGAUAAUAGAUCAACUACAUCAUGUGGAUUUAUAUGAUUUAAUGAAGCAGUUUGGACACGACAAUAAUGCACUUGUCAAAGGCAUUGGAGAGCAUUGCUUCAGCGACACACUGUUUCUCUUGAAAAAUAUUCAGUUGCAAACUGCUUUAUCUUUUAUAGACGCAAUGGGAAAGCCACCUUCCGGUAUUCUUAAAGGCAGCACAUUUUGGGCUGGGGAUAUGCAAGAAUGCUCUGAUAUUCCUGGAAUAAAAAAUGCAGGUACAAACGAAACAUUCAAUGGGAAAUACAUGGUUGUGAGCAUCUUCACCAACGAACGGGCCAUAUCUGCACUUGGUGUGUGUGUACCAUCAUCUUGUAAUGAAACAGAUACGCCUCAGCUAAUGAACCUAGGAAUACUAGCACUAAAAACGUACGUACCUCAGCUAAAAAACGUGAGCAUCGCCGUGACCCAGCCCGCGUAUGGAGUUGAAAGCGAACCGUUAGAUGCCGGCGCAAAGACAUAUCUUGUUAUUGUUGGUAUUCUGGCAUCUGUUGUUAUGAUUUCGACGGUUGUAGACUACUGUUGCACAAAAUGGAAAACUAGAACCGAGAUUUCAGACUUGGAUGGAUCGGAAAAAUACACAGAUCUGCACGAAGGAGACGAUCGAACCGGACUUAUUACAGGAGAACUUUCUUCGACAGUAUCAGAUAUCAGAAUCAAUUCUGCGAAACACUCAUUUUUAAAAUUUGUGAAGGUGUUUUCUAUAUUCUCUAAUGGCAAGAAACUUUUUGGAACGGAAACUGCCUCUGGACCUUUAGCGUGUCUGAACGGAAUUCGAGUUGUGAGCAUGUGGUGGGUCAUACAGGGACAUGUCUAUGCAUUUGUUGUAUACUUUUCAGACAAUACGGCUGAUGUUGCUGAUAUUGUUAAGCGCUUUUCAUUUCAGCCGAUUUUGAAUGGAACGUACUCUGUUGAUAGUUUCUUCUUCCUUAGUGGUCUUUUGGUUGCUUAUCUAGCUGUGAAACAGCUGAGAGCAAGACAGUCGAUGAACUGGGCAUAUUAUGUUUUACAUCGCUAUUGGCGCCUUACUCCCAUGUAUGCUUUUGUAAUUUUCUUCUAUGGCUACGUUUACUUGUACACAUUGUACGGACCGUGGUCGUUCAUCAAAAAAGUAAAAUCUACUCCAGGCCAACCUUCACUAACAGACGGAAUGGACUAUUGUAAGAAGUAUUGGUGGACCAAUCUGUUAUACAUUAACAACUUCUACCCAAAUUACGGUGAUCUCGGAAAAUCUUGUCUGGGAUGGGGCUGGUAUUUAGCAAAUGAUAUGCAGUUUUACUUAUUCAUUGGUCCAUUGAUGUUGAUUCCAGUUUGGCUUAGUUUUACAUACUUUCAACACGGCAUUAAAGCACGAGUUCUUCGUAUUUCAGCCAUUGCUAUAUCAGUCUUAUUGAUAUUUGCAUGUAUAUUUAUCAGAAUGGGACUUGUUCUUUACUACGGCAUUUAUGAUGAACUAACUGGUGCUGCUACAAAGCAUAAGGACGACCCAUACGCCCAACAUGGUCCACUGUAUGGACGACCAUAUGCUCGCUGGUCAGUGUACGUUAUUGGGUUAUUGACUGGCUAUCUCCUCGCUAUGAAAAACAACCGGAUAAGGAUACACCGCCUCCUUGCUCUUCUAGGCUGGUGUGUUGCGAUUGCAUCAGGUUUGGCUGUCAUAUAUGGCCAGUACUAUUAUAACGAACACUUUAGUAUCGACCCCACAAAACCUGGACCUCACAUGACAAAGACACAAGCGGUGUUCUACAUUUCACUUGGUAGAGCGGUUUGGGGACUAUGUUUGGCAUGGAUAGUGGUUGCUUGUGUCUCUGGAAACGGUGGUCCAGUAAGUGACAUUCUGUCUUGGAAAAUAUGGGCACCUCUUGGUCGGCUUACCUACGCGGCCUAUUUGGUACAUCCUAUAGUUAUCUUUCACUAUUACCUUAAUCUGUCCAAGCCCUUUCACAUAGCCGACUUGGAGAUGGUGUAUGCCUUUGUCGCCAACUUGGUUCUUUCGUAUGGGUUGGCAUUCUUGGUUUCUAUGGUGUGUGAGGCCCCCAUGAUUCAGCUUGAGAAGUUCGUCUUGGAAUCCACCAUGGUAACCCAAUUUGGAUCACGGUUCAAUGAGGUUUGGUCUAAUAUGCGCAUGCGUUGUCAGAGAAAAAUCGUAAAUGGAGACUUGUGAAUUAACAUACAUUUCUCUAUAUAUUUCAUUGUAUGUUUCUUACUGUUUUGUUUGAACAUUGUUCACUUGUGUAAGAUCUGAUUCUUCAUAUGUUAAAAGAUCUGUAUAUUUACAUGUUUUGCUCUUAUGUUUUGUUUUUGAAAAUUAUAAAUUAAUACCUUAUGUUUCUGCCACUGAUUUCUGUAAUUAGACUUUCUACAUCGGUGUUAUAUUAGUUGAUCACCAACUUAAUCGAACUAUAUUGGAAUUUGUUCUAAAUUUGAUAUCGGGUAUGUGUUUACUAAAGCAUUAGAUUUAUACCUGUUUUAAGUGUCUAUUCAGUUUAUGCGGCCGAAGAUACUUCAAAAAGUCAUGUAAUACCUUGUUUAGGAUCGCCGCUUUACUCAAAACCAUGUCUAUUAACAUGUUGUUCAAGCAUGAAAAUGAAAAUCUCGUCGAAAAUGGUGGAGUGAUCAAAAACCCCGUUUCAAAGCAGAAUUUUAUACACAUUUUGACUAUGUUACAAAAACUUUUUAUUAAGAAAACAAAUUGUAUUUUCAAUUAAGUCAUAUUACUUCUUUAAAGAGAUAUUUGAUAUUAAUUGAACUUUAUUAAUGACAAUGAGGAUCGAAUUAUAUGAAUGAAGAUGUAUAAAACUUGUCAAUUUAAUCAAGACGGCCACCGUAAUGGACUGCAAAAACACAUUUGAUUGAUAAGUAUUAUGUUUCUGGGUAUACAUGGACUGUGUGGUUUGAAGGUUUUUACCGUUUAUCCCAUUACAUAAACAGUUUUUCUAUAAAAGGAAAUUACACUGUUUGCAGAAAGCACGAUCGCAUUGCCAGUGAACACCGGUAAAACAGUCAUGUCGUAUUUGCUUAAGAUAAUGAUUAAUAGUUUCGUAUAUAUCUGCAUAUGUGGGUUUUAAAGCACACGGUUGUGUACAGUCGAUAAUGUAUGUCUGAGUUUUGUUUCAGUACAACCGAAUUGUUAAACCGUUUGUUAGCUUCAUGUUUAGAAGUGUAUUAAAUUUGAACCUGA